CACCAUACCAAACACGCACUACGUGCCUCAAGUUUCCAGUUCUCCUAUAAUAUGCAAUCAUGUCACUGAAACUUAUCAAUGCAAUCAAUAGACUUCAUUUGUUUACUAAACAUUUGUCACUCAAACCUCAUAAACCUUCUUCCAUUUACUAAACAUUUUGAUGGCUGCUUUUCUCAAAAACCUUCUCACACGACACCAUUUCAAUUCCAAAACCCUAAAUUCCUUCAACUCCUCUUUCCCACUCAGACCCAUCACAUCUUUACCCCAAACAAUCCAACCCCCAAAUUCCCAAACCCAACAAGAUGGCGAAGGCAACAUCGAUACGAAGAAGAAACCUAAGAGGAUGAGUUUAUACUCUUUGUUUACUGAUGAACCUGCUCCUGAUCAUAGUGUAAUAAGUACGCAAAAUGUGGUAGAGAAGAAGCAGAACAAGAAGGAACCAUUUGUUGCUAAGGAGCUUUCAGUUGAUAUGGUCAUGUUUUUGAAGCAUUUAUACCAAAAUGGGUAUUUUAAAGAUGCUAAAUUUUCUAAGUUUAGUACAAGAUUUCAACUUGUUUGGUUUAACAAACAAUAUGCAUUGGGCUAUGCUAAGUUUGCUGCGAUGAAAUUUGCCACUGAUAAUCCUCAAAUCGCUGAAUGGCUAUCAGGAAGUGCAUUGAAGCAAGUGGCAGUAUUUGGUUGCCCCUUCAUCGGUAGGAAUGGUGUCUUCCCUGCGAAAAGACUGCGGAAAUGUUUAGAGGUUCCAGAAAAUACAGUAUGCAGUAAAUGCAUGUUGCGAGAAUCGUGCAAGUUCGUGAAUGAAAAUGUGUCGGGUUGUGAUAAAUUGGAUUUGAACGAUGUUAUGAAGGUUAUUAUUCCAUAUGCUUUACACUGGAUGGAUCCUCAGCUGGUAGUGUCUGAUGAAUUGAACAAAUCAGUCAAUCAUUUGCUGAAUGAGUUUGUGAAACUGAGUCAAUCACCUGAGACUGCUUCCAUUUCAACUUUUUCUCGCAUAUCCUCGGGAAACUAAGACACUCAAUACGAGGUGGAAACUGUGUCAAAGUAUAUAAGCAGUCUUUGCAAACCUUUUUGUGGAUUGCUUUUCUUGCUACGCAUGCAUAAGUUUUGCGAUGAUGCUCAACUCAAGAAUGAAUUUGUCUGAAUCUGCCUUCUGCAAUUCUGAUGUGAGUGGUAAUAUUUUGUUUGAAGCCUAUGCUUUUGCCGAUGACCCCGGAAAAUUGCAAUGAGCUUUGAGUGAAGAAUGUUUGAAUAACCUUAAGAUGACACAUUUUUUUAAAACUAGAGUACACUUUAGUCCUUAAACCUUGACCUGUGUCUGUAGAGACUGCAUUGGAGGUUGGUACUUUGUAAUAGAAAUCAAACUCUGACUUACACUUUGGGUAUUCUUAUUCUUUUAAUUGCUACAAACUUGUAUUCAUAUGUAAACUUUCCUUGUACACAUUAAUUCAAGGCAUACACUUCCGGUAUACAAGCUAAA
Medicago truncatula (barrel medic) is the source of this 1477-nucleotide messenger RNA. RefSeq lists its product as uncharacterized. The record is from RefSeq and is a predicted model, not a curated record. Bases 161 to 1009 code for a protein of 282 amino acids. The transcript has 3 exons. Lineage: Eukaryota; Viridiplantae; Streptophyta; Magnoliopsida; Fabales; Fabaceae.